Molecule: messenger RNA, 894 nt
Organism: Uloborus diversus
Lineage: Eukaryota; Metazoa; Arthropoda; Arachnida; Araneae; Uloboridae
Exons: 2
Coding region: 1-894 (297 amino acids)
Source: RefSeq, a predicted model, not a curated record
AUGCCUUACUCCCUCGAGCAGAUGGAAGGAACCGCCCUGCCAAGGCAAGGCCGUCCUUCGAACCCCUGUUUCAACAGCUACGAGACGCGAGAUCUCAUCGCCUUAUCCUCCUGGGCAUCUGCUCUCUCAAGCCCCCGCGGCACGACAAGCCACUUUCUCGAUGCGGGGGCCCUUCAAGAGGCCUCGCCUGACUAUAUACUGUUGUGCCUGGGGCUCUUCAGGAGGGAUCUGACUGGAGACCCACUGACGGUGUUGGCACCCAAUACAAUAUCUGGAAUCAUACCUGUUGUAUGCAAGGCCAUUACGCAAGUACUGAAGGAGAAGAUGAGAGUGCCAAAAACUCGAGAAGAGUGGUUGCAAGUAUCUGAGGAGUUUUUCAUGCAGUGGAACUUUCCAAACUGCAUUGGAGCUCUUGAUGGGAAACACAUUGAAAUUCCUCCACCACGGAAUUCCGAGUCAACGUACUGGUAUUAUAAACACUUCAAUAGUAUUGUGCUGUUGGCACUCGUCAAUGCCCACUUGAAAUUUUUAUUUGUAGACGUUGGCACAAAUGACCGCAUCAGUGAUGGAGGAGUUUACAAUAAGUGCACCCUGAAGAAAUUCAUUAAAGGCCUAAAACUCAACAUAGCAGCAGGGAAAUUUCUUCCUAGCACAAAUGUUCCUGCUCCUUUCGUAAUAAUGGCCGAAGAUGCUUUCCCGUUUGAGGAGAACAUCCUCAAUCCCUAUAAGGGAACAUCCCUCACAGAAGAGAUAAUAUUCAAUUACCGCCUGUCAAGGGCUCGAAGAGUUACGGAGAAUGCUUUCGGCAUCUUGGCCAACAGGUUCCAGGGUUUUCCAAAGCGAAAUUUUGACUCUCCCUGUAAAGGUAAUAAGUAUAGUCAUGGCUGCAUGUAG